AUGAGGCAUCGUAAAAGUCACGCAUCUCAAUGGGACGGCUUUCGACUCCAAGAUCCGAAAACUCAUUUGGCCUUAAAAGAUUUGAAAAAAGGUGAUUCAGUUCAAAUUCAAAUGCGACUCAUCUCCUUUGUUUCAUUAUUCUUCUCAUUGGAGUUGGGAUUGGGAAUAAAAUGGUUGUAAGUUUAUCCAAACUGUGACUACGGUAUUUACUUUCUAUAGAGCAUUACAUAAACUGGACCAACCAUGGAUAAGUGAAUAUGAUUGUCCAUCAAACAAGACGGAAAGAAGGCACUACGGCCUUGUCGUUCAUCAGGUAGUGCAACUUCCUUUAGUUUUUUUUUUCAAUUUAUACUGGAUUGUUUCAUGUUUACGUAACUUGAUUUGUUUCAGUCCCGAAUGUGUAAACGUUUUCCGGAACUAAUGCCAAUAAUAACCCGAGCAGCCCAACUUUCCGUCGACAUUUGCCAAUCCAUAUUUGGCGAUGCCCGUUGGAAUUGCACUUCUGUUACUCUCGCCCCCGAAUUGAAGGCAGAUCUAACGAAAGGGAAGGCGUGUUUUUGUGGCUCAGUCGGUAGUGAGCCAGUCCCGCCUCCAAAAGGUUGCGGGUUCGAGGCUCAAUGAAGAUAACCUUUCCCCUUCUGUAACGCUGUGAUGAAAUUAGUAUACGCUGUCGAAAAUAUACUUGACGAGGGCAUCGCUUACCUUUUGCCAAAUUUUUUUGAACUAGAUUCUGAUCAAAAUUAAAUGAAAAUCUGUUUUUGUGUAACCUCUUGAUUUUAGGAACGAAAGAGCAAGCAUUUGUCUACGCUUUGUCUGCCGCUUCCGUUACUCAUCAAGUGGCCAAGGCAUGUGCAUCUGGGGCCCUUAAAUAUUGUCCUUGUGGAUAUGCAGAGACAACGAUGACCGCUGGAACAGCAUUACCGGAUGCAUACAAAGUAAGGAGAAGCUAGCAGAAGUUGAUGGAACGGUUUCAGUGGAAAGGAUGCUCGGAUAAUGUUGCUUAUGGAAGAAGAAUCUCCACAGAUUGGGCCGACGCUCUUUGGAAACAUUCAAGUUUCAAAAAGCGAAAAGUCAAUGAAGCCGAGCCGACAACAGCACCAAGCGUGCAAAGUAUAUUGGAGUUCGACGAGGAACAUCUGAACGAAGAUCCAGAGCCUGAACCAGCAAUCCAAACAAAAGGAGGACCAAGGGCCAGAAUGAAUCAGCAUAACAACAAUGUUGGAAGAACGGUCACCCAGAAGAGCCUCUUUCGGAAAUGUAAAUGUCACGGAGUCUCCAGUGGUUGUGAAAUCCAGACAUGUUGGUAUUCUCUUCCACCUCUGGAAAACAUAGCCAAAUCUUUGAAGGAAAGAUAUAAUUUCGCGCAGAUCAACCAUGGUCCUGACCCGACGGGAUCCAAGGGCGAUUCGAGGUCAACAAGAGUGUCAAUGUUGAUACCAGAAUUAGUAAGUAUCAGUAUAAAGGUUAAACUUCAAUUGUAGAUGUUCGUCAAGACAUCUCCCACCUAUUGCGAGGAAGAUAUCGAAAAUGGAUCAUUCGGAACAAGGGGAAGGUAUCUUUUUUUGCUGCCUAUACCUUCCAUAAAACACUAAAUAAACUAAAUUUGCUUCAGAGAAUGUAAUGUUACAAUCGCUGGAACAGGAAAUUGCGAGAACUUAUGUUGCGGUCGAGGAUUCAACACCAAACAAUUUACAGUUGAAGAACAAUGCAAAUGUAAAUACGUUCACUGCUGUUAUAUAAAAUGCAAAACAUGUACUUCCAUUGUGGACAGACAUUUUUGCAAAUAA
Bursaphelenchus xylophilus (pine wood nematode) is the source of this 1787-nucleotide messenger RNA. Lineage: Eukaryota; Metazoa; Nematoda; Chromadorea; Rhabditida; Aphelenchoididae. The record is from the annotation of a GenBank genome assembly.